Pipistrellus kuhlii (Kuhl's pipistrelle) is the source of this 6042-nucleotide messenger RNA. RefSeq names its product zinc finger CCCH-type containing 4 (gene ZC3H4). Lineage: Eukaryota; Metazoa; Chordata; Mammalia; Chiroptera; Vespertilionidae. Gene Ontology annotation, cellular component: nucleus. The coding region runs from base 155 to 4105 and encodes 1316 amino acids. Gene Ontology annotation, molecular function: RNA binding; metal ion binding. Gene Ontology annotation, biological process: negative regulation of DNA-templated transcription. The transcript has 16 exons. The record is from RefSeq and is a predicted model, not a curated record.
GGGGGCGGGUGGGGUGGGGUGACUCUAGCCCAGAUGAGGGCUCCGCGCCCGUGAGCGAGUGCGACCCCGGGACGCGCCGCGGAGAAAGCAGGCGGCGAGCGGCCCGCCGAGGCCUAGGCCGCGCGGCCCACGCGGAGGUCGGCGCCGAGGAACGAUGGAGGCCGCGCCCGGGACCCCCCCGCCGCCGCCAUCAGCAUCGCCGCCGCCGCCGCCAUCGCCGCCGUCAACGCCUUCGCCGCCUCCGUGCUCCCCCGACGCCUGCCCGGCCGCCCCGCACCUCCUCCACCGCCUCCCGCUCCCUGACGACAGAGACACAAGUGCAGCAGUUUGGGAAGAUGGUGAGUUGGAAGAAGGUGAACUGGAGGAUGAUGGGGCAGAGGAGACCCAGGACACCUCCGGAGGCCCUGAGCGGAGCCGGAAAGAAAAGGGGGAGAAGCACCACAGCGAUUCUGACGAGGAGAAGUCUCACAGGAGACUGAAGCGGAAGCGGAAGAAAGAGCGGGAGAAGGAGAAGAGAAGAUCGAAAAAGAGGAGGAAAUCUAAGCACAAGCGACAUGCGUCUUCCAGCGAUGAUUUCUCCGACUUCUCCGAUGACUCAGAUUUCAGCCCCAGCGAGAAGGGGCACCGCAAGUACCGAGAGUGCAGCCCCCCGUACGUGCCGUCCCACCAGCAGUACCCCCCGUCACACAGCACGUCCCUGCCCAAGAAGUCCUACUCCAAGAUGGACAGCAAAGGCUACGGCAUGUACGACGACUAUGACAACGAGCAGUACGGGGAGUACGAGGGCGACGAGGAAGAGGACAUGGGCAAGGAGGACUACGACGACUUCACCAAAGAGUUGAACCAGUACCGGCGUGCCAAGGAGGGCAGCAGCCGGGGCCGAGGCGUUCACUUUCUGAAUCACCGUGCAGGCAGUCGAGGCCGUGGCAGGGGCUACCGGGGCCGAGGCAGCCGCGGAGGGUCCCGGGGCCGAGGCAUGGGCCGCGGCGGCCGAGGCCGGGGCCGGGGCUCCAUGGGAGACCACCCAGAGGACGAAGAUGACUAUUACGAAGAUGAGAUGGAUUAUGGAGAAAGUGAGGAACCGAUGGGCGAUGAGGAUUAUGACGACUAUUCCAAGGAGCUAAACCAGUACCGCCGGUCCAAGGACAGCCGAGGACGAGGGUUAAAUCGAGGCCGUGGCCGGGGUUCCCGAGGCCGAGGCAAAGGGAUGGGCCGGGGCCGAGGUCGAGGUGGCAGCCGAGGAGGGAUGAACAAGGGUGGAAUGAACGAUGACGACGACUUCUAUGACGAUGACAUGGGCGACGGCGGCGGGAGCUACCGGGGCCGCGACCAUGACAAGCCCCACCAACAGUCUGACAAGAAAGGCAAAGUCAUCUGCAAAUACUUCGUGGAGGGGCGGUGCACGUGGGGAGACCACUGUAACUUCAGCCACGACAUCGAGCUUCCAAAGAAGCGAGAGCUGUGCAAGUUCUACAUCACCGGGUUCUGUGCCAAAGCCGAGAACUGCCCCUACAUGCAUGGUGAUUUUCCGUGUAAGUUAUACCACACCACCGGGAACUGCAUCAAUGGCGACGACUGCAUGUUUUCCCACGACCCUCUGACCGAGGAGACGAGAGAGCUCUUGGAUAAGAUGUUGGCGGACGACGCGGAAGCAGGCGCCGAGGACGAGAAGGAAGUCGAGGAACUGAAGAAGCAGGGCAUCAACCCUCUGCCCAAACCGCCCCCCGGGGUGGGCCUCCUGCCCACCCCGCCUCGGCCCCCCGGCCCCCCGGCCCCGACCUCGCCCAACGGCAGGCCCAUGCAGGGCGGACCCCCGCCUCCGCCCCCGCCCCCGCCCCCGCCCCCCGGGCCCCCGCAGAUGCCCAUGCCGGUGCACGAGCCACUGUCCCCGCAGCAGCUGCAGCAGCAGCAGGACAUGUACAACAAGAAGAUCCCCUCCUUGUUUGAGAUCGUGGUGCGGCCCACGGGACAGCUGGCUGAGAAGCUGGGUGUGAGGUUCCCUGGACCCGGAGGACCCCCCGGGCCAAUGGGCCCUGGGCCCAAUAUGGGACCCCCGGGGCCGAUGGGGGGCCCAAUGCACCCGGACAUGCACCCCGACAUGCACCCCGACAUGCAUCCGGACAUGCACCCCGACAUGCACCCGGACAUGCCGAUGGGCCCUGGCAUGAACCCUGGCCCGCCCAUGGGACCCGGUGGCCCCCCUAUGAUGCCUUACGGCCCUGGAGACUCCCCACACUCUGGAAUGAUGCCCCCCAUCCCACCAGCCCAGAACUUCUAUGAAAACUUCUACCAGCAGCAGGAAGGCAUGGAGAUGGAGCCGGGACUCAUGGGGGACGCAGAGGACUACGGGCACUACGAAGAGCUGCCGGGGGAGCCUGGGGAGCACCUCUUCCCCGAGCACCCUCUGGAGCCUGACAGCUUCUCUGAGGGAGGGCCCGCAGGCCGGCCGAAGCCGGGCGCCGGUGUCCCCGACUUCCUGCCCUCAGCCCAGAGGGCCCUGUACCUGAGGAUCCAGCAGAAGCAGCAGGAGGAGGAAGAGAGAGCGAGGAGGCUGGCUGAGAGCAGCAAGCAGGACCGGGAGAAUGAGGAAGGUGACACUGGGAACUGGUACUCGAGCGACGAGGACGAGGGUGGGAGCAGCGUCACCUCCAUCCUUAAGACCCUGAGGCAGCAGACGUCCAGCCGGCCGCAGGCCUCCGCCGGGGAGCUGAGCGGCAGCGGGCUGGGGGACCCCCGCCUCCAGAAGGCACACCCCACGGGAGGCCGGCUGGCCGACCCCCGCCUCAGCCGGGACCCCAGGCUCUCGCGCCACGCCGAGGCCUCCAGCGGGUCGGGCCCGGGCGACGCGGGGCCCUCCGACCCUCGGCUGGCUCGCUCCCUGCCCGGCCCGAAGCCCGAAGGCGGCCUCCAUCCCAGCCCCGCAGGCCCCAGCGGCUCCAAGGGGCCCGGGCCGCCCCCCGCGGACGAGGAGGACGGGGAGCGGGCGCUGCGGGAGAAGGCCGUGAGCAUCCCCCUGGACCCCCUCCCCGGGCACCCGCUGCGGGACCCGCGGUCGCAGCUGCAGCAGUUCAGCCACAUCAAGAAGGACGUGACCCUGAGCAAGCCGAGCUUCGCCCGCACCGUGCUGUGGAACCCCGAGGACCUGAUCCCCCUGCCCAUCCCCAAGCAGGAGGUGGUGCCCCCCGUCCCCGCCGCCCUGCAGUCCCUGCCCGCCCUGGACCCCAGGCUGCACCGGGCCUCCACCGUGGGCCCCUCCAACCCCCGACCGCGCUCAGGCCCCUCCACGGACCCCGGCUCGUCCGGCUCCAGCCUGCCCGACUUCGAGCUCCUCUCGCGCAUCCUCAAGACUGUCAGCGCCACCGGCCCCACCGCUGCCCCCGGCCCCAGCGACAAGCCCAGCGACCCCCGGGUUCGGAAGCCUCCCGCUGACCCCCGGCUGCAGAAACCCGCAGACUCUGCUGCCCCCUCCCGGGCCGCCAAGCCCGGCCCUGCUGACGCCCCCUCUCCGGCCGCCAGCCCCAGCGGGGAGUCCUCUCCCCCCGCCACCGCCCCCUACGACCCCCGGGUGCUGGCGGCCGGGGGGCUGGGCCAGGGCAGCGGGAGCGGGCAGAGCAGCGUGCUGAGCGGCAUCAGCCUGUACGACCCCAGGACUCCCAACGCCGGAGGGAAAGCUGCGGAGCCCGCUGCCGACGGGGCCGCCCAGCCCAAGGGCCCCGAGGGCAACGGCAAGAGCGCGGCUGCCAAGGCCAAGGAGCCCCCGUUCGUCCGAAAGUCCGCCCUGGAACAGCCCGAAGCGGGGAAGCCCGCUGCGGACGGGGCCCCCACGGCCACGGACAGAUACAACAGCUACAACCGGCCCCGGCCCAAGGCUGCCGCGCCCCCUGCCACCGCGGGCACCCCGCCCCCAGAGGGCGCCCCGCCCCAGCCCGGCGUGCACAACCUGCCGGUGCCCACCCUCUUCGGGACCGUGAAGCAGGCGCCCAAGACGGGCUCCGGGAGCCCAUUCGCCGGCAACAGCCCCGCCCGGGAGGGCGAGCAGGACGCGGGGUCCCUGAAAGAUGUGUUCAAAGGCUUUGACCCCACCGCCUCCCCCUUCUGCCAGUAGUGUUAAGUCGGAGUGGAGCUGUCCUACACCCACCCUUCCUAGGGCAAUAUUUAAGUGCAGCAUCCGGAGUUGGGAACUGGGAGGGAGGGGCGUCUGGGUAUUCUUUCUUUACUUUUUCCCUCUUUUUCUUUUGCUCUCCUGCUCUUUCUUGCUCUUGCUCUCCCCCUACCCCCCCCCCUUUUUUUUAAGCAAUACUUCCUUUUUAAAACAUAUAAAUUGUAUAUAACCAUCUUCAGUUUUGGUCAGUGCUGCAGGGCUCGGGCUCCCGCCAAGAAAACUCACUUGUGCACAUGGACAGUUUGCAAGUCGCCAGCUGGUGCUCUGCCUGGCCAGCCCAACUUUCAGGGACUCCUCGGAGACUGGGGCUCCAGUUGUUUUCUGGACAAGUUCGGCCCCUCCUCCUCCCCCUCUUGCAGGACAAAGUAGGCGCUGAGAAGGCCCUGAGCCCCGCUCCCCGUGUUGCAUGAGGAGGCGGGAUGUAGCCAGGACCGAGGCAGGACCCGCUAGGGGCCAGGGGGUGGAAACGGCCCAGGAAGGGAAGAGCCUGGGAGCCGCCCCGGAAGCAGCAGCCCGUCCCCGCCUGGCCCUCGCCCUGAGCCGCACUCAGGCCUGGACAGCAGCCGCCAGGGUGAGGGCCGGAGGCUGGGCUGCGGGGCAGGGCCCCGGGAGGCAGCGCAGGUGGCGUCUCCGUCAGUAUUAGCUCCUCCUGCCCUGUCGGCCGUGCCCUUCUCCCCUCCUGCCAGGGGCUGUCCUGCUCCCCAGAAGCCAGCGCCCCGGUGCUGGCCUGGCCUCUGGGGGCAGCUCAAGGAUCCGUGGCAUGGCCGCCCACCAGGCCCGAGGAGGAGGCCUGGCUGGUUCCGGGCAGUGUUUGUCUCCGCUCCCUGCGCCCCUCUUUGCGCCAUGUCUGUGGGGCCUGUGGUCUCGACGAGUUCGGGUUUCUGCUAAGCGGAGGUGCACCAGCUCAGAGGCGUGUCAGGGUGCGGGGCCGGGCACUCCCCUAAAGGGCCUGGGGGCGGGCUGGAGAGCAGCCAUGGCGGGUGGGGCUGCUCAGGGCCCCGCCUGCAGGUGAGGGUGUGGGACCGGAGACCUGUGUCCUGCUCCUGCUCCAGCUGCACCGGCUCCCAUGGACCCAGCCUGGGGGAGUGCCUCAGGGUCCCUCCACCUGUGUUCAUCCGGCUCCUCCCUCCCCUCAUCCCGCCCCUCGGCCGUGCCCAUCUCCCUUGCUAAUAAUGAGGAACCCUGGUGCCCAGCCGAGGGCUCCCUCCUUGCACCCUGGGGUGGGAGGCGAACAGCUGCGAUGCCACCCCGCUCCCCGGGAAGAAAAUAGUAGUUUGGGGCCAGAAGCGAAGGCCAGAGAGGCAGCCCCACAGGCCAGUGCGCUGUGAUCAGGUUGGUUUGGUUUGUCUUUGUCUUUUUGUUUUGCUUUUUUAAACAUUAGAUGUUUCUUCAGCCGCCCACGUGGGCCUUGAGCAGAGGCUGCUGCGUGGUGUUUGUACAAUAAGUAAGAAUGCGCAGUGUGGCUGUGGGGGUUUUCCUUCUCUGGGGAUUUUCUUUUGUAAACGCAAAUUAAAUAAUUUUUUUAAACAAAUUUGUGGAUGAAAUAGAAGCUGGAGCCCUCCUUGGGUAUUCAGCCUAAGAACCUCAUGGGACUAUGAAUUUACCCAAAAUUUUCAUUUGCCAUCAGGCCAAGCUUUUAAAAAAAAAAAAAAAAAUUGUUCUCUAACCAGGAUUGUAACAAAAGUGUAAAUACUAUUUCAGAAAGUUGAUGGUGCAAAUAUGUAUAUAACGUACUGUAUUUUUACAAUGAUUGUCGCAUGCCUGUAUUCCACCCCCUUUUUGUACUCUGUAUCUGUCUUCCAGAAACCUGCCCUUUCUCCUGUGGUCUCUUAAUCCAAUAAUUGUAUUACUGCCAUUAAAGGAUGCAGUUAUUUUAAAAA